UAUUUUAGACCAUUAUUAGACAUUACAGCAGAAGUGUUAAAAGUUAUAGAUGCAUUCUUUGCAUUGUUUAAUAAAAACGUGAAAUAUUAUACGUAAUUCCCAUUAAUGUCUGUCUAUAUAAACUGCCGACCGGCAAAGUCUUCAACAUUUUGGCUAUCCGUGGUUACCGUAACAAAACAACUAAGACUUGAAAAUAUACUUUGAGCAAAUAAAGACAAAUUUUCUUAGUUAUUAAACAGGUGUUUCUUAAUAUCAACUGUAUUAACCAAGGUUAGAAUAUAUUCGACAGUCUUCUAGACAGACUUGACAUUUUAGAUGAACUUUGUGUAAUCGAUAUUACACUUUUCUAGAGAAAUUGGGCAGGUAGCUGAAAGGAUAGUACAUUAUUAAGUAAAAUUUGUGAAAAUUGAAUGGAACUAUGUCGGACGAGAAGAAUGAUAAUUCUGUUUACAUAAAUGUAUUGGAAGACGCCAAUAAACAUAACGGACACAGCUUUCAUCAUCCGCAUAUAGGACAUCACCAUGGCAGAAAGUUUGGGUACGAAGCCCAGCAUAGCAUGGUUGAUUCCACGGAAACAGUCACGUUGUCCUGGGAAAACGUCAAUGUUUACGUCAAUCCGAAGAAUCAAGUGUGUUGUCGAGGUUCAGACCAGAAUAUGUCCUCUAAACAAGUUCUCAGAAAUGUGUAUGGACACGUGAAACCUGGUACUCUCUUGGCAAUUAUAGGCGCAAGUGGUUCCGGAAAGACGACCCUUCUGAAUACUCUAACAUCGAGAAUAAACGCUGAAACUUUGACGUCUUCCGGUGACAUAAAAGUCAAUGGUAUCGACGUAGGGACCGGUAUUCGGAAUAUCUCGGCCUACGUGCAGCAGGAUGAUCUAUUUAUAGCAACAAUGACAGUGAAAGAACAUCUAACAUUCAGGGCGUUGUUGAGGAUGGAAAAGGAAGUACCAAGACAUAGAAGACUUGAGCGUGUUGAUGAGGUUAUACAAGAGUUAGGUCUACAGAAAUGUCAGAACAACAUAAUUGGCAACCCCGGUAGAAUCAAGGGCAUAUCCGGUGGUGAAAUGAGAAGACUCUCCUUUGCAUCCGAGAUUUUGACGAAUCCUCCGCUUUUAUUCUGCGACGAACCCACAUCCGGGCUAGAUUCCUUCAUGGCAGAAAACAUUGUACAAACUCUUAAAACUAUGGCAGACAAAGGGAAAACUGUAGUGUGUACCAUCCAUCAACCUUCGUCCGAAGUGUUCGCAAUGUUUCACCAUGUUCUGGUAAUGGCAGAGGGAAGAGUUGCCUUCCUUGGAGAUGCAGAGGGGGCGCUAAGCUUUUACAAAGGAAUCGGUUACCCUUGUCCAAUGAACUACAACCCAGCUGAUUUCUACAUUAUGACAAUGGCUGUUGUGCCUGGAAAGGAGAAGGAAUGUAAAGAGAAAAUUGAGGCAAUUUGUGACAAAUUCAGUGACACGGCUAAUGCAAAAGCAAUACUAGCAGAGAACAAACAGGUUGCAGGCAAUCCAAAACGUACAGGAAUCAUUUUCGAAGAAGCAUUUACUAGUACGUCAAGGUAUGAAGCAUCGUGGUUUCAACAGUUUCAUGCGGUAUUUGCAAGGUCGUGGAAAACAACGAUCAGAGAACCAAUGGUUUUCCGAGUCCGCAUUGCACAGACAAUCAUAAUAUCUGUUAUCCUUGGAUUGAUCUAUCUACAGUUAGACGUUGAUCAGGAAGGAGUUCAGAACAUCAACGGUGUUCUCUUUCUUAUUGUCACAAACAUGACUAUGUCGAACUUGUUCGGAGUCCUGAAUUCAUUCCCGUUGGAAACACCAAUAUUUUUACGGGAGUAUGCGACUGGUCUGUAUAGAGUUGACAUCUAUUUCCUGUGCAAAAGUCUUGCCGAGUUGCCGCUUUAUACUAUAAUUCCGGUGAUGUUUUGUGCCAUAACUUAUUGGAUGGUUGGGUUGUAUGCAACAGUUGAAGCCUUCCUUGUGUUUACAGGUGUCAUUCUUCUAGUAGCCAACACCUCUGUGUCAUUCGGUUAUAUUGUAUCGGCUGCCGCUAAUUCAGUGAGCACUGCGUUGGUCAUUGCAUCCACAGUCAUGAUUCCGCUACUGAUGUUUGGCGGAUUCUUUCUAAAUUCAGAAUCUAUACCAGUGUAUUUUAUCUGGCUGGAAUACUUGUCUUGGUUCAAUUACGCUUACGAACUAAUUGCUAUAAAUCAAUGGGAUAAUAUCGACACAAUAGCCUGUGAAGGGAACAGUACAUCGUCAGAUUCACAGAGUUCAUGCCUGUACAAAAGUGGUACUCAAGUGAUAAACUACCUCAAUUUUGACAAGGACAAUCGAUGGAUAGAUGUCGGCUGUCUUCUAGCAAUGCUGGUUGCCUACAGACUGAUAGCUUUCGUCAUCCUCUUCAUCAAAGCUAGGAAAUCCAAGAAAUGAAAUUCAUAUGAUAUGUCACAGCAAACUUGACAAUUUUCUCCGCAGUGAUCUUGCCUUAUGGUAAAGGAAGGGAGAUAAUCGCUAUCAGUAUUCGUAUAAGAUGGUAUAGUCAAGGGAUACCAAGAAGAUAUGCCUAUGUAUUGUUGCCAAAGAACUGCAAAAAUAUUCAUCAUUAUUAUUAUCAUUAUCAUACCAUUAAUAUUUUCCUCGCUUAAUCGCCAAUAUAAAUUGGUAACGCUUUGAAAAACCUGAGAUUGCAUUAGAAAAGCUACUCAACGUCACAUCUAAUAUGUAAUUAACAAGGUGACGUCAUUGGCUUAUGUCUUAGAAUUUUAAUCUAACGUCGUGUUCGGCAGAGUUGCACCGUGUGUAGUUUACCUAAUACGGAAUAUACACUACCAGUAAAUUCUGUAUACUAAAGGGACAUCUGUACUAAUUUGCUUGACAAGUUGCUUGUUAUGUUACUACAUAUUUUACAUUUUAUAUUUAUAUAUUUUGAUAUCUUCAUGAUAUGUAUAAUUAAUGUUCUAUUGACCUUUUCCUAUAUGGUAUGAUUUGCAAAUAAAGUUUCGAAAGCCAGGUUUUUCGAAAAGUUGCGGGAAGUGUAUUUUCGGUUAAUUAUCAGCCUUGCCUUUUUACAUGUAAAAUAUAAUAAUAUAAUCAUAAUUAUGUGUAUAUGAUAAUAGACAGAUCUAGUUAGAUAGGUUUAUUUUGGCGCAUCAACUACAAUAUACAUAAAAUAUACAUGAGUGAUAUAUAAUACAGACAGGAGAUGGAUCUUAAAAUAUAAAGGGAGGGCAAGCCUGAAAUUAGCCCACCCCUCACCGCACACACAAAAACACAAACUUUUCCAACAUACUUUGAAACAUUACUUUAAAAUUAUACCAUAUAGCAUUGUCAUUUUGUUGCUAGUCUUUAAGUCUACGUAAGAUGUUUUAAACAGAACAUGUUUCUUUCUGUUGGUUUUAACGUCAUACUGACAAAAUUAUAGAUCAUAUGGCGACAUUCUAGCUUUUGGUGGUGGAGGAAGACCAAGGAGCUCCCCCUUCCAGAGAAUUAUUUCAUUUUAGGCUGGCAACUGGCUUGGUAAACAAACUUGACUCAAAACAAUUUACACACCAAAUGAGGUUUUGAACCCACGGUGAGGGGCAGGUGAUUCGAAUUCAGCGACAUUAACCACAGAGGCCUCCUUAACUGGAAAUAUGUUAUUAGAAAUGAAAUUUACCAAUCGUGUUUUUUUUUAGAUUAAAGCAGUAUUUAUAGUCCUAGAAAACUCAUUCAUUCUAGCUGCCCCAAUGUGCCAGAAAAUGUUAACAUCUAUAGAUACUAUUCAUUCGUCAAUGAAAUGAUUUAUAGAAGUUGAAAAAAUAUAUUUUGAUGUCAAUCUUGUACCAAGUUGUUUAAAAAUGUUGUAUGAUUUUACAACAGUUUACAAAGGUUUUUACCUAUUUCAUUUAAUCCUCCUUUUGCAUGUAUGUAGUUUUACCCACUGUAAAGUUCUGCUCUUCUCAGCGAUGGUGUCCGUAUUCGCAUUCAUAAUCACGGUACAUAAUGAAUUUACUCACUGUAAUCAAAACACCAUGUAUGAAAGUAGUCAUGGGCCCCUUUUACUUUCACUAAAAUACAUUUUCUAUUAAUUCGUACCUAGUCUGAUUUUGAAAACAAAUAGAAUCUCAUGUUUAUUUUAUACCGGAAAUUUAUAUUCUCCUUGCCUAUACUAUAUAAAAUACUAAUUUAAAUAAUUAUUUACAUACUUGUAUAUCUUGUGCUCUCCAUCUCUUUCAUCAUUUAACAAUUUUCUUUACAAUUCAUUUUCAGCAUGCCAACAUCAAUAUAUUUAUUCUGUUUUUACAAAGUAUUGUUGCAUUUUAUGUUAGCUCGGAAAAUAAAAUCAAAA
Messenger RNA from Mercenaria mercenaria, 4328 nucleotides. Its product is annotated as protein white-like. The record is from RefSeq and is a predicted model, not a curated record. Gene Ontology annotation, molecular function: ATP binding; ATP hydrolysis activity; ABC-type transporter activity. The coding region runs from base 419 to 2431 and encodes 670 amino acids. Gene Ontology annotation, biological process: transmembrane transport. Lineage: Eukaryota; Metazoa; Mollusca; Bivalvia; Venerida; Veneridae. The transcript has 19 exons. Gene Ontology annotation, cellular component: plasma membrane.